Silurus meridionalis is the source of this 5693-nucleotide messenger RNA. It is a transcript of the gene tp53inp2b, whose product is annotated as tumor protein p53-inducible nuclear protein 2. The record is from RefSeq and is a predicted model, not a curated record. Gene Ontology annotation, cellular component: nucleus; autophagosome. Gene Ontology annotation, biological process: autophagosome assembly; positive regulation of DNA-templated transcription. The transcript has 4 exons. NCBI's taxonomy places the organism in Eukaryota, Metazoa, Chordata, Actinopteri, Siluriformes, Siluridae. Bases 509 to 1348 code for a protein of 279 amino acids.
AAUCAGCUGUUGGGUUGCGCGUCUACGCCGUGAUCGCGGAUCAGCUGGGCGAAGCAAAAUAACAGCCAGGACAAAAACAAGGCAGCAGUGCAGCACAAACAGGAUAAAAAUAAACACGACUAGAACAGAAGAAGAAGAAAAGAAAGACUUCGUGUAGUUUCACCACUAAAGUUUCUUCUAAGAAGAAAACCUUUUUUUUUUAAUAUAAUUGUAUUAUUUGGAUGUUGAUAGACUCCUGCUGCAUUACACUACCUCGAUUUUUUACUGCCUCGUCCACACGUUUACACGUUUUCAUCGGUGCUCCAGCAAAGGCAGGCCUUUGCAGUAAUAAAAAAGACCAUUCAUUUGCACUUUGAGAGUUCAUUGACUCUUGUAAGGUUCCUUCUACCAACAAGGGCUUAAAAAACACCAAUAACACCCGGUGCUAUUUUACACAGAGAAGUUCUAAGGCAGCUCUCCCUCAGGAAACCUACACAAUCCUAUCUGCCCUUUGACCUCCGAAGCGGCCAUGUUCCAGCGACUUAGCAACCUGCUGUUCGGAGCGGUGGAGAACGUCUCUGCCGAGCUGAAUGGACCCAAACCCUGCGUGACCGAGGUGGAUGAUGAGGGGUGGCUUCUGGUCAGCGUUCCCGGUGACGGAAACUGUACCAUGUUGGGUGAGGACGGGGCGGAGGUCCCAUCAAUAGCACAGUCUCUUCCACAUAGUAAAUGUCAGAGGGUGGAGUCUGGGUGUGAUAUAGCCACUCCCCCCUCUAGUAUAUGUGACCCCGCCCCUUUCUCAUGCAAACGGCGCAGGAUUAGAGCAAGCCGCUCUCAGGCGGCGUGUCCUCCCUUGUCCCGAUCCCUUCGCUCCCCUCUUUUCCUCGACUCUCCCUCCCCGCUUGGGUCAGGAGGAGCGAAUGCGCCGUCUGACUCCGCCCCCUGUGGGUUGGAUGAGAGUUGGUUCAUCACUCCUCCACCCUGUUUCACUGCAGAGGGAGCGCCGGCUGAGGCCAGCCCCAUGGAGGACCUGCUUAUCGAGCAUCCCAGCAUGUCUGUAUACGUCUCCUCUUCCAACCUGGAGCAGAGUGCAGCCAGCAUGGCUGAAAGCGUGGGCAGGAUGUCUGAAUCCACCCCAGCCCCCGUUUCCACUCGGCCAGUGCGAGGAUCAGCAUGUCAGGCGGUCCCUCUUGCCAAAGUGACUCAGGUGAAUCGUGUUCAGAGGGCCAAAGCUCGCGUGGAUCGUCGUCACUUGGCCCGCGGUCGCAUUCAGCGCCAGAACCGCACCCGCCAGCAGAUCCCACGCCACGUGGCUUACACGCGCAACUCCUUCCUGCACCAGCCGUGCCAUCGCAGCAUCUGCCACUGAUCCACGACCAUCAUCAUCAUCAUCACUACGUUGAACCAACCUCAAUCAUCCCUCAUCUCCGACCAUAUCUUCCAUACCGUCCUCUUCGGCUUCAAUGUCUUUCACAGAAACCCUCAUUCUAAGUUUUUUUUCUGCUCCAUCCGAACUGUUCGCUUUUCCAAUUAGCAUUCGACUAGCGUGGGCCUGCUCUAAAUAAAGGGGAGAAUGGCUAAUAAAAAAUUAGCAAAAAUUUGACAAAACAUGAAAGGCGCAGCACAGACACGGAAGUGGAAGAAAGCGAACAAGGGUCUGAGGCUAACGUUACUUACUCAUCCUUUAUUUACUUUCAUUUGUUGGAAAAGUCAAAUUUUCUCCACGUUUUUUUUUUUUUCAGUGUAAUUUCUUGAGUGAAAAUACCAGAGAGGAAAAAUAGGUGUUGCGAAACUAAAGCAUCAGAUCAGAGACAAAACAGUGCUACAGUGUCAAAAGUUUGGAAAUACCUUUUUUAGACACAUGUACUUUUGUUUCUAUGCAACAAACUCGGUCAUGUGACUGUAUGAAGAUUUACUUUGAGCAAACAAAGUAGUCCUUGUUGGUUCAUUUUCAGUUUCCGGAAUCUUCCCUGCUCCAAAACACCCCCAGACCAUUAAGCCUUCAGCUCCAUGUGGGACUGUGGGGGUGAAGGGAGUCUGAAUUCUUUUUGCCUUUUACCGAAUAUGUUGCAUAGAAACACAAACUCAAACACCAGGUGCUGUAUACAAGCAUGUAUUUAUUUAUUUUAUAUAAAGAGAAAAAGGCUUUAACAGCACACAGAAUGGCAAAGUAGGUAGAUGAAGGUAAAAGUGGGGAUAAAACAGAUUAAAGAGUGUUGGAUGCUGAUGGAGAAUUGAAGAAGGAGUGAAUAAGUAAGUAUCGUAGCCCACAGCAUUAACCGUAGCACAUUGAAGGGAAAAUCCAACAUACUGUGGAGUUUAAUUAGAAACAUAGGUUGGAUGAUUUUUACCUCAUUAUGCGUUGGUCAAUCACUCCAGGUGAGUUUAAGGUUAAGAAAAGGCAGAAGUUAAUUAAAAAUUAAAUUAAUUAAUUUAAAAAAAAAAUCAAUCUAUCUAUCUAUCUAUCUAUCUAUCUAUCUAUCUAUCUAUCUAUCUAUCUAUCUAUCUGUCUAUCUUUCUAUCUAUUACACCUUAAUUGAAUGAAGCUGCUGUGGGUUACGGGGUUUGGUGGUUUGUAGAAGAUGCAGGUUGAGGGUAAAGAAAUCGCGCUGCUACCUAGAGGAUGGAGAACAACGAUCAAUGACCCAGAAUAUUCAUCGUGUGAGUCCGGCGACUCAAAUCUGGAGUCUCAAAGCGGAAGGUUUGAUUUAGGUUUGAUUUAACCUAUAAAAAACAACAAUUCCUUCUUCACCUCUAGGUGGCGAUGUGAUCUUCUUUAAGAGAUUGUAUUUUAAAAAAGGCGACUCUUUAUUGUGUUUUGUUCCGUUACGUUCUUUUUAAACAUCUGUUCUAUUUGAUAUCUCAGACCCUUGAUCUUCCUCUCCAUGCUCCAGUGUCAGACCUGCAUCUAAAAAGGUUUAGCUAAAAAAAAAAAAUCGAUCACUGUGAUUAUAUUUGUAGACAGCGAAGAUCUCAGAAGUCAUCCGUCGUUCACCUAAGUCUUUCACGUUACGCUAAUCCAUCCCAGUAAGCAAAGAGUGACCAGUGAUGAAGGUUACUGAGACGACCUGGCCUGGCUAAUCAGGAAACUUCCUGUUUGUUUAAAUAUAGCUCAUUUUGGAAUUCCAUGUUUGCUCACUAAUAUCGCUAACAACGUUUUUAAACAUCUUAUUGUCUGGACAUCACAAGCAAAACCAUCCUAUUAUCAACCUUGACCCGGGAGUAAAAUUGUCCUCUGAAUCGCGAAGGGCAGAUAGCACUUUCCUCCACGUAUCUCAGAGAAGGCACCUCGGACGAAGCCUUUAGCUAGUGCGCAGGAACCCAUUAAUCCAAGAUGGCCGCCUCUAUAACGUAAUGUUAUGGUGGAAAUGUGAGUUUGAGCUUGUUAAUUAUUUCAGUUAGCCGUGUAAAAUCAAACAUCUGACAUAUAAAGAAAUUCCUUUCAUUUAUUCCGUUAGGAAUGCCGUGAUUGGUCAGUCCUGGUUUAGUGUUGUGACAUCACAACCAAAAUUUACAUAUUAUCACUGGGAUGUUUCCAUUUUCUUGUGUGUUUGUGUGUGAGAGAGAGAUGAGAUCCUCGAGAGUGAUGUACAUGCAUGUACAUCGAUGUUAGCAUGAUGGCUCUUGUGUGUUGUGGGAUGCAAACACACACACAACCACACACACACACACACACACACACACACACACACUCUCACAUGUCCACGUGCAGAAUCUAUACUCCUCCAUCAGUCAGUGUUACUUUACUCCAUGGGAUCCUCUGCGUAUCAUGGAUGCUGAUUAGAUUCACUAUGGUGCUGAACAUGUUUGACUGUUUGUAAAAUUCGACUUGGAUGUACAUUUGCACUGUCUUACAUUUUAUGGUGAAUCCAUUUUUACUAUUAGUUUGUUUGUUUUUUUGCCGUGUGGGACUGAAUCUGUUUUUAUUUCGAGAGGCUGAUGUCGACAUGCAUACGUUGGAAAACCAACUAUUUGAAAUUGUUCACAUUCACGUAUGGGUAUGUAAAUAUAAUGCACAGCUCUUUACAGUACAGUAUUUGAGUGAUGCGUGUUUGAUCCGAAUGAUGUCACCGUUUAUCGCUACGUUGAGCGCAUAGAUUUGAACUUACAUUAUUUUUCUUUCCAAAGAUUUAAACCCCAUAAUGUUUUUGUUUUUAUUGUUUUUGAAAUUAAGGGUGUCCCUUAUUGAAAAAUCAUCUUAUUCUUUUACUAUGGUAUACCUGCAUGUAAUGGGCUAUUUAGACGUAACCUGAUCGCUGAAAUUGUCCGAGGUGUUGGCGUGACUUAAUACAAAGAAAAUCUAUUAACGAAAUGUAAUAUAUUCAUAUAUUCCCCCUUAUAUAUGUUUUUUUUUUCUUCAUUAUGAGCAUCGAGUUGAUGUAUGGAUGUCAGUGGUGGAUCUUUCAGCGACAGUUUGCUGAUAUUGUCCUAGUUUGAUUCUGUCAGACUCUGUUCAAACGUUGGGCCACCAUUGUUGGCAGAAUUUGGGUCAAUUUUAAAUACAUUUUGCCCCAUUGGGUCAAUCUCAGCCAUUGUAUUGACCCAAUAGUUGGUAGCAGUGUUGACCCAACAUUUUGGCCAUUGAGCUUGAGAGACUUUCAGCUACUUUGUGUUCUAUUGCAAAUAUUGGGUCAAAAUUCACUGUUCCACUGGGACAAGGUUUGGUGCCAACAUUGGCCUAAUUCUCUCCGUUGGUCCGAUGCAAACUUUUAAAUCCAUCUAACCAGUGUUUAGUCAUCAUUGGCAGCAUUGCAAGAAUGCCUUUACCAACUUCAGACCAACAUUAGACCAGUGUUGGUCUGAAAACUUCUCCUUUCCCACUCCUUCUCACCAUAGACCUUGGUUUGCAACCUGGGUGUUAUUUAAGUAUCUCCUUUAUCAAUGUGGUGCUUCUCACCUCCUGUGCCAGUCCACACUGAGGUGAUGGUAAACCAUACACAGCAAUGUUUAUUUUUAACCUUCCACCCUUCUUACUCACUCUUUUAGUUUUUUUUUUUCUUCACCUGUGUGUGUAUAUAUGACUAAUGAAAUGUGUGUGGCUAUAGGGGGCAGUGUGUUACACCUCAGGGUAGCUUGGGGUAGAUUUGACUGUGUAGCUGGUGUGAUGUGAGAACAUAGACAGGGCGGGUAAAUAAAAAAAAUUAUUAAUGAACUAAAAUUAGAUAUAUAAAUAUAUAAUAUAUGUGCUUGUAUUUUUCCUUAUGGUUAGAUGCCGAUUUUUUUGUUUUAUUUUAUUCAAUGUUCACGAUUUAUUAUAUUGUGAAAAAUUAAGGGGGUGGACCAUCAAACAGUGAGACUGCAGUCGUCUGUUUGGAUCUUGCACCCUGAAACUAUGGCAGCUUCUUUAAAUGUAGGGGUUCACCUUGACGGGAGGGUUUCGUCCCUUUUUCUCUCUCCGAAACCUACACCCCCUUUCAAAAAAAAGUACAAAUAGAAUAUAUAUAUUAAAAAAAAAAGGAAUAAUGUAUAUGAUAACUAUGGUGAUCGUGCCUUUCACUAUUCUGCAUGUUUUUUUUGUUGGAUUUUUUUUGUUUCGUUUUGUUUUUUUGUGAUCAGCUGACUUUUCUAUCCUGUCUGUGUGGGCACUGGUCCGUAGGCAGUAGUAGAGACCUAUGCAAAAUACAAGGAUGGGGUUCCAACAUCCAUUCAGAAAUACAGGUACCAGGAAAAAAAAUAAAUAAAUAAACAAAAAACCUCUCAGGAUGAAACCUGAA